Messenger RNA from Protopolystoma xenopodis, 315 nucleotides. The record is from the annotation of a GenBank genome assembly. Lineage: Eukaryota; Metazoa; Platyhelminthes; Monogenea; Polystomatidea; Polystomatidae.
AUGGCGAUACUGACUGACGAUGCCGGCGAAACGUUUGGGAAUGUACCACGUCGACUGUUCGACUUUGGAAAUGAUCAUGCAGACAAUGGACUCCGAACUAGGUGCGUUCCUCUAAGUCAUCCUACCAACAUGACCACGUUGCGAAAACAAGGUCAAACAACGUCUAUAAAACGAAAGGAGACUGCGACCACACAAAAGUCCACACCAUCUUGGUCUUCAUACCUUCGAAGAAAAGAUGGAUUUCGAAAAAUAUCUUGUCUCAUAACUGCUGAGCUUAUUUUUAUUUCGGAAGUGCCAAUACCACUUAAUUGUUGA